AGUGACUUUAUUACGCUCACGGGAUUAAUGAAGUAAUUAUUUUUAACCCCUUCAAUGCUGUUGCUCAUAACAACAAACAAUGGCGGACAAGGUCGAUAUAACCUCCUCCAUCAUUGCUAUAGCCCAAGAAGUAACCGGAACAGAUUCAUCUCUCGCGGAUCACGCCCGAUCCUUCCUCAAACUGAGGGAUCUUCUCAGCGACAGUAGCCUCAACUUCACAACAUUAACUGGGGCCCACUACCUUAUUUGGAAGUGUGAUUUGCUACAUGUCUUGGUCGAGGAGUUACGGGUUGACUUUACGCAAGUUGACGUUGGUAAUGGUUGGUAUACUGGAGUUAUUUUAGGUCGAUUAUUGAGUAACGUAUGCAGUAACAUAAAACCAUUGGAAAGGAAGGAGGGAGAGGAGGAGGAAGAGGAGGCAGAGAGAAAUGAAGAAUUCUAUGAAAUGCUACUACCAACGGCAGCCGACUCUUUCCUUAUUCUAGCUAACAAUAUUCACGAGUCGGACAACUCUUCCCAUUCCAUUUACUUGGAUCAGUUUGAGGCUGUCACAGAUGCCCUUAUAAGACUGUGUUUCGCUCACAACGACUGCAUUAAACGAGUGAUUGAGUCAUCUUACCUCUUGCACCUAUUGGUAUCAGAUAAUGUCGACUAUUCCCUUUCGAUAAUGAGAUUCCUUCAAGAACUGGUGAAAAUAGAUGGUGAAAUCAUUGAGUGUGUCAGCACUAAGAUAUUAGAGAGCAUAUUAGAUGAGCUAGUUUAUAAGGUUGGAGGACCACACAAAGAACUGGCUAUCACGGGGCUGAGGCUCUUAGCAAUACUCUCUAGUUAUUCUGUGAUUGUUGUUGAACUAAUUAGUGAGAAAUAUAGAGGGUUCUCCCUUCUACUGGAGAAGUGGAGCCAGACAUCAAUGGAUGCCUCAAUGGUCAAAUUUGUGAGCACUUUACUGGAAAGAGUGAAAGCAUCCGAUGAGGAUAGCUCACUCCAAAAAGCAGCUGUAUUUAUUCAGGCUGGCUGGCGUGGAUACGCCACGAGAAAAAGACUACAGAGAAUGAGGAAAGGUUUUGUGUUGUUGCAGAGAUUAGUUCGUAAGAGAAGGAGGGACAAAGAGCUAAAGAAACGUCAGAACAAUGGCUUAAGGAGCAGAGAAAUAAGAAAAAUGAGAGAAGAGAGAGAACAUGAAAUGGCACUGCUCGAGUCAAUGCCAGCCUCUUCAGUUGCUAAGUAUUUGACAGAUCAAAAGAACAGUGCAGCAGUUAUAAUUCAGCAAUGGUGGAAGAGUAAGAGGAGGAAGAGAGAGCAAGUUACAGGCCAAUUGGAGAGAAAUAGGAGUGCAGUAAUUAUUCAGAGAGCCUACAAGAAAUUUAUAAAGAGAAAGAAUGAGCCAAAUCAAGAAGCAAGGACUAGUAGACAAUCUAUCAAUCCUGUGAAAAGUCCAGAUAGGACUAGCUUAGCCAGUAUGCUGGACUGGUUUUAUACAAGCAGAGCAGAAGCAAGAGAAGAAGAAAGGAAAAGAGCAUUAUUGCUAGCACAGUUAUCAAGUCAGUGUAAUUUACUACUCAAUAUGCCUUCACUUGCUGACUCUACUGUUGGCAUUGAGACAAUGUUUCUAUCUGGUUCUUCGCAGACUGUAGCCUCAAUGGCAGAAAAGGCUCACUCUGAGAAGAUAGCAUCGCUAAGCCUUCCAUUAUGGAAGAGGUCACAUGAAAAGGACAGAGUAUAACUUAUUUUAUGUCCUCAGCAAUAACUUAUUAACCUAACUGUACUGUAUCUAAUUGAUUUGUAUUCAUAAUACAUGUAGUUUGUAUGUCUCUUGAUACUUUAUUAAAUGCUCUCUCAAAGGAAAA
Messenger RNA from Amphimedon queenslandica, 1847 nucleotides. Its product is annotated as IQ calmodulin-binding motif-containing protein 1-like. Gene Ontology annotation, biological process: cilium assembly. The coding region runs from base 80 to 1723 and encodes 547 amino acids. The record is from RefSeq and is a predicted model, not a curated record. Gene Ontology annotation, cellular component: cilium. Lineage: Eukaryota; Metazoa; Porifera; Demospongiae; Haplosclerida; Niphatidae. Gene Ontology annotation, molecular function: calmodulin binding. The transcript is spliced from 3 exons.